CAAUUAUAUAGGGGGUGCUUUGAAUUUGUAGAGAAAGUUCUAGAACUAUAAGCGUUCAUUUAUGUAGCUUUUGGUUUCUUCUGACUGGAUGUAUUUUAUUACUUUGUGAAAAUGGAUGAUAUAAAAUUAAAGGUAAAUACCUUGAAAGACCAAGGAAAUGCUGCAUUAAAUGCUGGAAAACUUGAUGAUGCUGUAGCAUUUUAUACUGAUGCUAUUAAGUUAGAUCCAUCCAAUCAUGUCCUCUACAGUAAUCGCAGUGCUGCAUAUGCAAAAGCAGAAAAAUUUAAAGAAGCAUUAGAUGAUGCAGAAAAAACUAUAAGUUGUAAACCAGAUUGGAGUAAGGGAUAUUCUCGUAAAGGAGCUUCAUUAGCUUAUUUAAAACGUUAUGAAGAAGCUAUUGAAGCAUAUGAAGAAGGUUUGAAACAUGAUCCUAAUAAUGUACAAUUGAAAGAAGGUAUUAAAGAAGUUGAAGAUCAAAUGGCAAGAGAUGGUAAAGGGAUACCAAAUAUUUUCAAAGAUCCAUCAUCAUUGUUGAAACUUCAUAAUGAUCCUAGAACAAAAGAUUUUUUUAAGGAUCCAGAAUAUGUUAAAAUGCUUUCACAGUUACAUUCCAAUCCUUCUGCUAUGACAUCUCUUUCAUUGAAGGAUCCAAGAAUGUUGACCACACUUAGUGUUUUACUUGGUAUUGAUCUUGAAAAAAGUGAUGAUGGUAGUGGUGAUGCUUCAAUGGAUGAUUCAACUGAUAUUCAGAAUGAUAGUUCAGCAAAACCUAAUACUAAAAAUGAGAAUGCACAGAAAGCAGAACCAAUGGAUGUAGAUAUUUCUGAAGAAAAGAAGAAAGCUUUAAAAGAAAAAGAAGCAGGAAAUGCUGCUUACAAAAAGAAAGAUUUUGAAACAGCUCUCCAACAUUAUGAUGAAGCAAUUAAAUUGGACCCAAAUGAUAUGACAUUCUAUACUAAUAAAGCAGCUGUAUAUUUUGAGAGGAAAGAAUAUGAAACUUGCAUUGAACAAUGUGAGAAAGCAAUUGAUAUUGGUAGAGAAAAUAGAGCAGAUUUCAAAUUGAUUGCAAAAGCAUAUGCAAGAAUAGCAAGCUCGUAUUUAAAAUUAAAUAAUCUUCAGAAAGCACAGACAUUCUAUCAGAAAUCUCUAGCAGAGCAUAGAACUCCAGAUGUUCUAAAGAAAUUGUCAGAGGUAGAAAAAUUAAUUAAAGAAGAAGAAAGGAAAGCUUACAUUAAUCCAGAAAAAGCAUUAGAAGAAAAAGCAAAAGGAAAUGAAAAAUUUCAGGAAGGAGAUUAUCCUUCAGCAAUGAAAUUUUACACAGAAGCCAUUAAACGAAAUCCUGAAGAUGCUAAACUGUACAGCAAUAGAGCAGCAUGUUAUCAAAAGCUAGCAGAAUUCCGUUUAGCAUUAGAAGAUUCUGAGCAGUGUAUUAAAUUAGAUCCAGAAUUUGUUAAGGGCCAUAUUAGAAAGGGAAUGGCAUUAAUGGCAAUGAAAGAACAUUCAAGAGCUUCUAGUGCUUUUCAGAAAGCACUAGAACUGGAUCCAAAUAAUCAAGAAGCAAUGGAUGGUUAUAGAAAAUGUGUGCAGGUUUUGAAUUCUAAUCCAGAAGAAGUUAGAAAGAAAGCUAUGGCAGAUCCUGAAGUACAAAAGAUUUUAGGGGAUCCAGCAAUGAGAUUAAUUCUGGAGCAAAUGCAGAGUGACCCAAAAGCAAUUCAGGAACAUUUGAAAAAUCCAGAAAUAGCUGCAAAAAUUCAGAAACUUUUAGAAUCUGGUAUGAUUGCUAUACGUUGAAAAAAAUUAUUGUUUGUGAAGCAAUUGCCUAAUUUACCAAAUCAUUAAAAGUGUUUAUCAGAACA
This is a messenger RNA of Centruroides sculpturatus (bark scorpion), 1856 nucleotides long. RefSeq names its product stress-induced-phosphoprotein 1-like. Bases 112 to 1791 code for a protein of 559 amino acids. The transcript is spliced from 13 exons. The record is from RefSeq and is a predicted model, not a curated record. Lineage: Eukaryota; Metazoa; Arthropoda; Arachnida; Scorpiones; Buthidae. Gene Ontology annotation, molecular function: Hsp90 protein binding.